UUGGUAGAGGAAAUGAUGAAAAGACCGAAGUAAAGUUCGGCCGGGCGGCAGGUGGCAGCUCUUUGCUUCCGCUCCCGUCCCAACUCCCAUAGAGUCACAGACUGCUGCUCGCCGCCGCGCCGGGCUUCCUUCCACGGACCCAAUCACGAAUGCAGUACGCAGGGAUUUUUCUCCCGUAGUCCUGGGGCCUCUCCUCCGCUCUGCUCGGCUGGCGACGAACGGGAAUCCGUCGUGGGCUCGGGGCACAGGUUGAUCAGAGUUUUCGUUAGUUGCAAAACCCCGACUUUCUUGGGCUGUUCUGUUCGGAGGGUUUUCUUCCGGCCUCAUAUUUUUUCCCGUUAAACCAUGGCAAUAAUAGACUAUGUUGACCUGUCCGAUGAUGAGAUUAUUGUGGAAGAACCUGGUGCUCAUGGACAUGCUCAUGGAGCUGGUGUGCAAGUAGAAUUAAUUGACUUGGCCACUGAAGAAGAUGGUGUGGAAGAUCAAAAUAUUCAUGGCAAAGAUGAUGCUGUUCGGUGGACAACACUACACAGACCAAAUUUUGUUGCAGCUCAUGGUCAAGGUAAUACAGCUCGCCACAGAUUAACAUUGUGUAAACAGCGAUCCAUUGCAGUAGGUGAUGAUGCAGAAGAGGCUAUGCAAUCUGGAAAGCAGAAACACUCUGCAGUAAAUGAUGGCAUUGGAGAUCCUACAAAUUCUGCAGACCAGGAGAUUGUUGCAGCAGGUGAUUGCACUGAAGAGGUUAUACUGUCUGUAGAUCAGGACUUUGCUGCAGAAGCUGCUGACACAGAAGAGACAAUGAAGUCUGGAACUCGGAAGUUUGUUUCAGAAGGUUAUAACUCAGGAGAUGUCAUGCAGUCUGGAAAUGCUGCUCAAGCUACCACAUCCUCAUCAAUGACAGAGCAAGGUGCCAUCACAUGCUCAUCAAUGACAGGACAUGCUGCUACGACAUCCUCAUCAAGGAGUGAACAAUGGAGUGGGGAGACAGCUGCAUUUCUAUGUUCCCAGCCCAUGUCGAAUGUAUCGCCAUUUCCCCGGCAGUUCUGGAAAGCUGGAGAGUACAGUGUUGCUGCUCAACCCACCAUCAACAGUGCUCAGAACCACUUAAGGAUCCACCCCAAGUUUCUUCAUUCAAAUGCUACUUCGCACAAGUGGGCAUUUGGUGCUGUAGCAGAACUGCUCGACAAUGCUGUUGAUGAGGUCAACAACGGAGCAACCUUUGUGAAGAUAGAUAAGAUAAAAUGUUCUCCUAUUGGCGAAUAUUCAUUGGUAAUACAAGAUGAUGGAGGUGGUAUGAAUCCAGAGUCUCUUCGACGUUGUAUGAGCUUCGGGUUCUCAACAAAAAGUGGGGAUUCAUUCAUUGGACAAUAUGGAAAUGGUUUCAAAACCAGCACAAUGAGGCUUGGAACAGAUGUUAUUGUAUUCAGCUGCACAGAAGAUAAUAGUAGAUUGACACGAAGUAUUGGACUACUCUCUUAUACAUUCCUUACAAGAACUGGCUGCGAUGACAUAUUUGUACCAGUGGUGGACUAUGAAUUUGAUGCAUCAUCUCAUACUUUCAAGACAAGAAUGGACCAUGGUGAGAAACAAUUUUUUUCCAACUUGUCCACUCUUUUGAGGUGGUCUCCAUUUACUUCAGAAGAUGAUUUAUUGAAUCAAUUUGAGGACAUGGGAUGCCAUGGCACCAAAAUAAUUGUAUUCAACUUGUGGUUCAACGAUGCUUGGGAAAUGGAGCUUGACUUUACAUCUGAUGAAGAGGAUAUAAUGAUAUCAGGAGCACCUGCCAUCCCAGAUAGACUGAAGACAAUACGAAGGUUGAAUCAUAUGCAUGUUGCAAAUCGCUUUCGAUAUUCACUUCGUGUUUAUGCAUCUAUACUAUAUCUUCAGCUACCAAAACACUUCAAAAUCAUCCUGUGUGGACGAGUUGUUGAGCCCCAUCAUGUUGUCAAUGAUCUCAUAUACCGUGAAUGCAUCAAAUAUCGACCACAAGUUGGAAUAAACAUAGAGAUUGACAUCAUUACUACAAUUGGCUACUUAAGAGGUGCUCCAAAACUGGAUAUACACGGAUUUAAUGUCUACCACAAGAACCGUCUUAUACUGCCCUUUUGGUCUGUUUACUCUGAUAGAAGUCGCAGCAAAGGCAUUGCUGGGGUCUUGGAGGCGAAUUUCAUAAGACCUACACAUGAUAAACAAGAUUUCGAGAAGACAGGACUUUUCCAUAGACUUGAGACACGGUUGAAAGACAUGACACUGGAGUAUUGGAGGUAUCAUGCUCAUUUGGUUGGAUAUGCUCGAGUCACACAAGCACUUCCUCCAGCACAUUAUACAUCAACUGUUGCUCUCAGGGAUGGUAGUUUAGUGGCUCAAGCUUCCACAAAGACUUAUGAUGGCAAUUCAAGAGCUAGAGAAUCUGUAUUGCAUGACCAUUGUUCCAAUGGAGAACCAUCCAAAAGAACUUCCAGCUCAACGAUUCAUUGGAGGGCUCAAAAAAGGCAGAACGCCAACGAUUAUGCUAAUCAACCUGCAGACAUCAAUGCUGUUCAGAUAAAAGAUGAAAGGAUCAGACAUUUAAUCUCUGUGAAGAAGGUGCUAAAGGCUGAGUGCUCCAAAUUUGAGGCAGCAGAGCAGCAGCUCCUAUGCAAGGCCGAGUCCUUAAGAAAUGAGCUCCUUAAGUGGCAGCGGUUAUUCAGGGACCUGACUGACCAGUUGAAAUUCUACGAUGGACAAUGCCCAUUGCAGCGCAAUCUUCACUGCAACCACUCCAGCUUCCUGGGGUAUCGAGUUUCUGAAGGUGGACGUCUAACAAGACCAUAAUGUCGGUUCUGCCGUAGCCUCCAUAGAUUUUUGGCCGUGUGUAUAUUCACAGGGCCAUGGUGAACACCAAGGUAUAUUAUCGCAUACUUUUGUAGUAGGUUCAGCUGAGCGAGCUCAGCAAGAAGACGACCUUAAUUCAGUUAUCACUGAUAAUGAAAAAAAAAGGAAAGAAACUAAACAAAACCUCUUAACGACCUUAAUUUAGCUCAGAACAAGAACUUUGUUUUUCUUUUUUUUAAUGUUGUAACUUCUUAAUUUUUAUUUUUUAAAGUAAACCCUCCUAAAAUUUAUUUUCAAAAUCUGCACCGUUUGGUGACACCAUUCCACACGUGUCAAUAUAACACUACCCUGAUCUGUUGGCGUGACUGUUUUUGAUCACGCGAGUCUGCUAGUCCCAUGCUGUUAGCGUGAUAAGACAAUGUUGUAUUAUUGUGGCAAAACAAUGGGCAAGAAAUACAAUAAUUCAAGGAUUUUGGACCGAGAAUCCGAGAUAU
Molecule: messenger RNA, 3308 nt
Organism: Oryza brachyantha (malo sina)
Lineage: Eukaryota; Viridiplantae; Streptophyta; Magnoliopsida; Poales; Poaceae
Product: protein MICRORCHIDIA 6-like
Exons: 20
Coding region: 346-2814 (822 amino acids)
Cellular component (GO): nucleus
Molecular function (GO): ATP hydrolysis activity
Source: RefSeq, a predicted model, not a curated record